AUGGUGUCUCUGAAAGUGUCCUCUUUUCUGGGAUCCGCCAGAUCGUACGCGUCUGCGUACAAAUAUACAAUCUUGGUCGCAAUAGCGGCUAUCUUGUUCCUGGAUGUUCUGAUCCAGGUCGCUACAUCGGGUCCAAAGCCUUCCAGGGAGAUUGCCAAGGCACAUUCCAAGGAACAGAUUGCUUCUGUGAAGAAGAACGUCAACGAUCCAAUGGCCAUCGAACUCCGCUUGCUGAGAGCGUACCCAUACGGCGAUACAGAUCCUGAGAAGAACAUUUGGCAGUUAUGGGAGACAGAACGUCACUCGAACACGUUUAUCGAGGAGGCCAAGCCACUGGUCACCAAGUGGUCAGAAGAGAACGAGGGCUACGGCCAUCUGUGUUUGAGCAUCGAGGAAGCCGAGGUGAAGGUUGAGCAAAUUAAGGAUACCGUUCCGGAGGUCUGGGAAGCUUACAAAGCGUUGCCUCACAGACGCCACAAAUACGAGUUCUUGAAGUAUCUGCUUGUCUACUUAUAUGGUGGAACAUACGCAGAUAUCGAUGUGGAGCCCCAAAUUCCAAUCAAAGACUGGUACCGUCCACGGAUGAUGUUUGGUAGAGUUUUCGUUGGCAUUCUUGGCGACGUGAACGAGGAGGACUGGAAUAAGUGGCUCAACAGAAGACUCACUUUCUCGACUUCUGUGUUCCAGUCUAGAUCCAAGCAUCCCUUCUUGGCCAAGCUGAUCUCCCGUAUCUCCUACAUUGCUCUCCACGAGCGCAAGAAGUUUGCCAAGAUCGACUGGGAAAAGGCCUUCCAGGACACAGACGCUACAGGAGAGCCUACGAUCUCGUUCACGGGACCUUCCAUUUUCUCCGACACCUUGAUAGAUUACUUCAACAGCAUUCCAAAUGCCGCCGUGCAUGUGGUUUCCAAGUCGUUCAAGAGUCCUAUCGACCACUCCGACGCCUUCGUGGGACCACCUGUUCCAGAAUCCCAACAGUUUUCAUACAAGACGUUCUCGCAGGCUCUUGCUCCAUCGCAAGUCGAGAAUGUCGUGAUAUACCCACAGAUCUCGUUCCAAGGACCUUUAGUUAACGAUGAAAAGUACGCUCGCUACCAGAAGUUAUUCUUUGCGCGUCCUCAUGGAUUCCUUCCAAAGUGGGGAUACAAGGCCAACCUGGGGUUGGCUAAAUGA
Molecule: messenger RNA, 1173 nt
Organism: Ogataea philodendri
Lineage: Eukaryota; Fungi; Ascomycota; Pichiomycetes; Pichiales; Pichiaceae
Exons: 1
Coding region: 1-1173 (390 amino acids)
Biological process (GO): protein N-linked glycosylation
Cellular component (GO): mannan polymerase complex
Molecular function (GO): alpha-1,6-mannosyltransferase activity
Source: RefSeq, a predicted model, not a curated record